Messenger RNA from Tremella mesenterica DSM 1558, 1688 nucleotides. RefSeq lists its product as uncharacterized. Lineage: Eukaryota; Fungi; Basidiomycota; Tremellomycetes; Tremellales; Tremellaceae. Gene Ontology annotation, molecular function: oxidoreductase activity, acting on paired donors, with oxidation of a pair of donors resulting in the reduction of molecular oxygen to two molecules of water. The record is from RefSeq and is a predicted model, not a curated record. Gene Ontology annotation, biological process: lipid metabolic process. The coding region runs from base 9 to 1631 and encodes 540 amino acids. Gene Ontology annotation, cellular component: membrane. The transcript has 8 exons.
GACCUACCAUGGCCUGUGAGACUAGCAAAAUGGGGAGCGUCGACUCGUCACCCUUGCGUCGGACGACACCAACCCCGUCGUCCCCUGUGUCGCGGCAAAUACCCCUUCUCACUCGAGACGAAGUCGCUCGUCGGAUCACCUCGGGUCUCGCCCUUUUCAUCCAUCGUUGUCGAGUGGUCAACGCGACGUCCUGGCUCUCUCAUCAUCCCGGUGGAUCCCUUGCCAUUCUCCACUUCGUCGGACGUGAUGCCACAGAUGAAGUCGAAGCGUACCACUCUCCCGCAGCCCUUGCUCGAAUGGAACGAUUCGUCGUCGGGCGUAUCGCUCUUGAUCCUGAAACAGGUUGGAGGCCACUUACACCCCCCAUUGCUCUCGGCCUCGUUGCUCAUCCCGACGGUGUCAAGGGACAUUGGGCUAGAGAGGGACGUUUAGUAUUGGGGGAAGAGAUGCUGCGACCUAUGGCUGAAGAAACAAGCGAAGACGUUAUUGUACUUUCACCUCAACAGCUCGAACCGCCUUCUUCAGACAUAGAUCUCAAGAGAGAAAGACAAAGAUCUCUCGCCUAUCGACAACUGAAAUUGAAAGUGAAAGAAGCGGGUUUGUUCGACAGACCUGGACCACUUGUAGGGUAUGGGUGGGAUAUCGUUCGGUAUAUUGGUUUGGGCGGUGGGGCAUUCGGUCUAUUUCAUAUUACAAAUGGCUGGAUAGGAAAGAUGAUCUCAGCGUUGUUAUUGGGAUUUUUAUAUCAUCAACUGACUUUUGUGGUACACGAUGCUGGUCAUACGGGUAUAACGGGAGAUUGGUGGUGGGAUAGAGUCAUUUCCAUGACAGUCGCAUCGUGGAUUGGAGGACUGAGUGCAGGAUGGUGGUGCGAUAACCACAAUAUACAUCAUUUGGUGACAAAUCAUCCUGAACAUGACCCGGAUAUCCAACACAUACCCUUCUUCGCCAUCUCUAAGGAUUUCUUCUCAUCUUUAUGGUCUACAUAUUAUAAACGCGUCAUGGCAUUUGAUAUCUUCUCCAAAACCUUGAUUUCUGUACAACAUCGACUGUAUUACAUCGUUCUCUCCCUCGCCCGUUUUAAUCUCUACGCUCUCUCUUACGUUUACCUCUUCGGUCCAAAACCGAAGCAUGAUGCUUUCUGGCGUUACGAACUCCUUGGUGUAGCCUUCUUUUGGGUUUACUUCGGGGCUAUGCUUCGGUCACUACCCAGUUGGAAAAUGCGUCUUGCCUACUUGCUCGUCAGCCACAUUGCUAGUAGUCCCGUUCAUGUACAGAUCGUGCUCUCACACUUCGCCUGCUCGACCGAUGAUCUCGGGCCAACUGAAUCCUUCCCUUCUAGACAACUACGUACAACAAUGGACGUCGUGUGCUCCGAAGUCGUCGAAUUCAUACAUGGUGGCCUUCAUUUACAGGUGACGCAUCAUCUUUUCCCCCGAUUACCUCGGCACAACCUGCGUAAAGCUUCUUUGUUGGUCAAGGAAUACUGUGCUGAGCAAGAUUUGGUGUAUAUAGAGCAUGGUUUCGUUGAGGGAAACCGACAAGUCUUAGGCGUUUUACAAGAGGUGGCGAGGCAGAUUCAAUUCCUUCAUACGGUUGCGGAGGCCGAGGUCAGUCACAAGCUCCAAUGACCGUAGAACGUACAACAUAGAGAUUCUAGUGAGAGAGAUGCUACAUCUAUCACCGUC